This is a messenger RNA of Diachasmimorpha longicaudata, 876 nucleotides long. RefSeq lists its product as uncharacterized. The transcript is spliced from 4 exons. Bases 97 to 618 code for a protein of 173 amino acids. Lineage: Eukaryota; Metazoa; Arthropoda; Insecta; Hymenoptera; Braconidae. The record is from RefSeq and is a predicted model, not a curated record.
UAUAUAAAUGAGGAAUCGGGGAAAGAGCAAUCAGUCUCAUCUUCUUCGCUCUACUGCGUCAGUUCAAUCUCUUUUUGGUGAAGAAUUUAGGACAAUAUGAUCGGAAUUCAGUCUGCUCUGUUCAUUAUCGGAAUGACCAUUGGAAUGGUCUACGGAGAAGGAAAUCAAAAAGUCAUCGUCCAGAGCAUUAAAAUUAAUGAUAUUGCCGAUAAUCCAUAUUUCAGCCAAUGGGCUGCUGAUAUUCAUUCUUCUGGUGAAAAAAUUUCAUUCAAGACUCCCUUCAAACAAGAACUUCCUGCGAACAUGAAAGUAAAAUUAGAAAUCUCGUUGGAUGGUGAUGAUCUUCCAGAAGCAGAGAUGGACCUGUGUGAUAUCUUUGAUGAUGACACCUUGGGUAAAGAUUUGAUUGAACAUGGAUUACCGGAUGGUCAAUUCCCGACGGAGUGUCCUAUCCAAGGGGGUGACAACUUCGAAGUUCAAGACUAUCCACUACCUAAGGAUGAAAAAAUACCACAGGGUACUAAGGACGGACCGUUCCACAGUGUAGUAAGCAUCUAUGAAGAGGGAAAAGAUCCUAUCAUCAUCAUUGAAGCCGAUGGAGAAGUGAUGCACUACUAGUGCUAAAUUCAACAGACCGCCUUGCUAUAGAAUUGCCCCUAAUGACUUCUGUUACCCCCAUUCUGUCACUUGCAGAUGCACUUUAGCGUGCUAUCCUUCCCAAUUGAGAAAACUAGUCGUUCAGGAGGCCUAUAGCACAUCUUGACAACGAUAAUGUUCCAUAAUUAUAAAUUUUAUGAUGACGUAUGCCAACACCACUACAAUCUUUCGUUCUCUGUCCACGUAUUGUUGAAAUAAAAAGUUAGAGGCUCUGAAUAA